GGAACGUGCUUGUGUGUGCGUGUGUUGUGAUACAACCCCAGACGCACACGCGCGUGAUGAACCUCACAUUUGGUUGUAUUUACACCAGACCUGCUGAUCGGACGCGCGCACCUGUUUCCUGCUGUAGACCGCAGCUCCACAUGCGACAAAUGAGAGGAUGGAGAAUCUAGAAUUGAGCCUGUCAUCACUGGGCACCAUAUCCAGACAUGUUGACAAAAGUCACAACGAACUCAGCAAGUAUCUGUCAAAGCAGAUAUGGAGCCAGCAGGACAGACAAUGUAUUCUGGAAUGCUUGGCUCAGCUUCUGCUGGAGAAGGAUUACACCUUGCUGAUAGCACGACACCUGCGGCCGCUGAUCCUGGACCUGCUGGAGCGGAACGCAGAGAGGGUCAGAGGCGGUGGCCGGAUCAACCAUGACCUCCACGAGCGCCUGUGCGUGGCCCUCAGCAAACUCCUCAGCGUCAGUCCUGAUGCACAGGCGUUUGCUGCAAAGUACUUCAACAGUGCCCCUCCAGUGUUUCAAAGGCUCUUCUUCACCAGCGAAGAGUCAUCAGCUGUCCACUAUGGCCCCAGGAGGAUGAAGAUGCGUGACCUCAUGGGUGCCACUCUACGUUUCCUUCAGAGUGAUUGUGCCAAGUUUCGAAUGCUCUGGGACUGGAGUCCCUGUGUCUCCCAGCUGCUCACCAGCGACGUCAUGGUCCGAGGAUACACUGCCCAUUGUUUAGCACAGGUCUCUCACAUGACUGAUAAUCAGAAAACCAUCUUUCUGAGAAAGGUCCUGGCUAACGAGGAGAUCCUGCACAUGAAAAUUAAAGCGCUGGAAGAAACUCAGCAGCAGGAGGUAGAAAAGGCGCUGGUGUUAGCCAAUCAGGGCUCUGUAAUGUGGCGCCAGGAGAAGGCUAAUAAGUUUACCAGGGGCCAGGUGGUAUCCGAGGACCUUUCCCAGAAUGUGGUAGCAGUCUGUGGUGUCGUACUACCAAGGAUAGUUCCUAGACAGGCCGAAAAGGUUCACCAGAAGGAUCUGGUGCUGGUGGACUCGACCUGCCGUAACCUGAGAAGACUGGCAUUGGCUGUAGCUUCCCAGAAGCCUGUGCUCCUCGAGGGUCCUAUUGGAUGCAGUAAAACUGCUUUGGUAGAGUUUAUGGCUGAAAUCACAGGACAUACGAAAUCUACAGAGAUUCUCAAAGUCCAACUUGGGGAUCAAACUGACAGUAAGAUGCUGCUUGGGAUGUACCGUUGUACCGAUAUUCCUGGGAAGUUUGUGUGGCAGCCAGGAACACUGACACAAGCUGUAUCUAAAGGCCAAUGGAUCCUCUUGGAAGACAUAGACCAUGCACCUCUGGAUGUGAUAUCUGUGCUGUUGCCUUUAAUGGAGAAUAAAAAGCUGAUGAUUCCAGGACGGGAGGAUUGCAUCGAGGUUGCACCUGGAUUUCAGUUCUUUGCAACAAGAAGGACGUACUACAGUGGAGGCAGCUGGCACAAGCCUCAGAACUCUCACGCAGCGCUGCUGGACAAGUACUGGACCAAGCUGCAAAUGGGCAACAUGACACGUGAAGAGCUGAAGAAGGUGGUCAUCAGCAGAUUUCCCAGGCUGACCGUGGUGGCAGACCGUCUCCUGGAUAUCUACUGCCAGCUGACUGGGGAGCGACACUCUGACCCGGACUCAAGCAGCCUCCAAACCUCUGACAACUCCCAGCAGCAAAACUCUGAGAACAAAAGCCCACCGCUGGAGGGGAGAGCCCUGUCACUGAGGGACUUACUGAAAUGGUGCGAGCGGAUCAGUGUCAACUUUGACGGUACCUCCUCUGCCACAUCACAUCAUGUCUUCCAAGAGGCUCUUGACUGCUUCACAGCCAUGUUGUCUCACCCUGAAAGUCGACUGCGAAUGGCUGAGAUCAUCGGAAUCAAGCUCAACAUCUCCAAAGAAAAGGCCCAGCACUUUUGCCAGAUGUACCAGCCUGGCAUCUCUGUGACUGAGCUGGACGUGUGUGUGGGCAGAGUCACUCUGAGUCGAAAGCAGACUGAAGCGGUGCAGCUGAACGUGGAGAACCAGACGUUUGCUGCCACCCGACCCUCUUCUGUGCUGCUGGAACAGCUGUCGGUGUGCGUGUUCAAGGGCGAACCGGUUCUCCUGGUGGGAGAGACAGGAACUGGAAAGACGUCAACUGUACAACAUCUGGCCAGAGUUACAGGACACAGACUGCGGGUUGUGAACAUGAACCAGCAGAGUGACACUGCUGACCUCCUGGGAGGGUACAAGCCAGUAGACCACAAGCAGAUCCUGCUUCCUCUGCGAGAGGCCUUCGAGGACCUGUUCUCCCAGACCUACUCGAGGAAGCAGAACCUGACCUUCCUGGGUCACGUUCAGACCUGCUUCAGAGGGAAACGCUGGCAGGAUCUGCUCAAACUCAUGGACCACGUCUGCAAGUCUGCUCUCACCAAGGAGAAGCAGGAGAAAUCCAAUGCUUUGUUGCUGCAGGAUGAUUGGGAGGCUCUGACAGCAAAACUCAGUCAGACCCAGCAGCAGAUCAGAGCCUGUGAGACCGCCAUGGUCUUUGCCUUUGUGGAGGGAACAUUAGCUCAGGCAGUGAAGAAGGGUCAAUGGGUUCUGCUGGAUGAGAUCAACCUAGCAGCAGCCGAGACCUUGGAGUGUCUGAGCGGACUCCUGGAGGGCAGCGCCGGAUCCCUGGUGCUGCUGGACCGAGGAGACACUGAGCCCCUGGUUCGCCACCCAGACUUCCGACUGUUUGCUUGCAUGAACCCAGCUACUGACGUGGGCAAGAGGAACCUGCCUCUGGGCCUCAGAAACAGGUUCACUGAGCUGUAUGUGGAUGAGCUGGAGAAUGAGGGAGACCUGCGGAUUCUGGUUUCAGACUACCUCAAGUUCCUGAAUCCACAUAGAAAUGUCAUCAGCGGCAUCAUAAGUUUUUACUUGGCAGUACGAAAAGAGGCCACCACACAUCUGGUGGACGGGACAGGGCACAGGCCCCACUACAGCCUGCGGACCCUGUGCAGGGCGCUGAAGUAUGUGGCAGUAAACCCCUGCAUCAGUGUGCAGCGCUCCCUCUACGAGGGUUUCUGCCUGAGCUUCUUGACUCAGUUGGACAGAAGCUCUCACCCUGUGGUCCAGAAACUGGUGUGUCAGCACAUCCUGAUGGGGAACAUCAAGUGUCUCAAACAACCCAUCCCGGCACCCCCAGGUCAGCGCUGUGUGGAGCUAGAGGGCUACUGGGUGUCCCAGGGGGAGAUGGAGCCAGCUCUAGACCCCAGCUACAUCCUUACCCCCUCAGUCAAGCUCAACCUUCGUGACCUCGCCCGAGUCGUAUCUACAGGAAAUCACCCAGUGCUGAUCCAGGGAGAGACAUCUGUGGGGAAGACCAGCCUGAUUUGCUGGCUUGCCGCAGCCUCGGGGAACCAGUGUGUGCGAAUCAACAACCACGAGCACACCGACAUCCAGGAGUACAUAGGCUGCUACUCAUCAGAUGACAAGGGCAAGCUGAUGUUCAAAGAGGGCGUUCUGCUCGAUGCCAUGAGAAAAGGCUACUGGAUCAUCCUGGAUGAGCUGAACCUCGCCCCCACCGAUGUCUUGGAGGCUCUCAACAGACUCCUGGACGACAACAGGGAGCUGUUUGUGGCUGAGACACAGGAAGUCAUCAAGGCGCACCCCAGAUUCAAGCUGUUUGCUACCCAGAAUCCCCCUGGUCUCUACGGUGGUAGAAAGGUGCUCUCCAGGGCCUUCAGGAACCGCUUUGUGGAGCUGCACUUUGAUGAGCUGCCCAGUGCAGAGCUGGAGACCAUUCUCAACCAGAGGUGCGGUUUGCCUCCAUCCUACUGCAGCAAGCUGGUCAAGGUCAUGCUACACCUUCAGUCUUUACGCAGGCGAUCCUCUGUGUUUGCGGGGAAACAUGGCUUCAUCACCCUCAGAGACCUGUUCCGCUGGGCAGAUCGCUACAGGCUGGAGGAGGAGACGGAGGCCUCUCAGGACUGGCUGCAGCAUUUGGCUGACGAUGGGUACAUGCUGCUGGCAGGGCGCGUCAGGAAGCCGGAGGAAGAAGCCAUCAUCCUUUCCAUCCUGGAGAAGCACUUCAAGAGGACGGUGAACCCUGAAACCCUGUUCUCUCAGAAACAGGUGACCAGCCAGUUCAGUCCCUUCAUCGACAGCAUUGCUGGAGUCCCAGAGGAGUUCCGCCACGUGGUGUGGACACACAGCAUGAGGAGACUGGCUGUGCUUGUCGGACGUGCACUUCGAUUCGGCGAGUCUGUCCUGCUCGUAGGAGACACCGGAUGUGGAAAGACAACAAUCUGCCAGCUGUUUGCUGCCUUGGUUGGACAGAAGUUUUAUUCCGUCAAUUGUCACCAGCACAUGGAGACUUCGGACUUCUUGGGAGGCCUGCGACCUGUCAGACACACAAAUCAGCAGGAUGGUGAAGACUGCAGGCUGUUUCAGUGGAACGAUGGCCCCUUGGUGCUGGCCAUGAAGGAGGGCGGGGUGUUCCUCAUGGAUGAGAUCUCCCUGGCUGACGACUCAGUGUUGGAAAGACUGAACAGUGUUCUAGAGACCGAGAAGUCCCUGGUGUUGGCAGAGAAGGGCAGUGGGGACAAUGAUGACGUGGAGGUGAUCAGAGCAGUUGCACAGUUCCGUCUGGUUGCCACCAUGAACCCUGGAGGAGACUUUGGCAAGAAGGAGCUGUCCCCUGCUCUAAGGAACCGUUUCACAGAGAUCUGGUGUCCUCAGAGCAACAGUCGCAGCGACAUGGUUCAGAUCAUCCAACACAACCUGCGCUCUGGCCUCUCACUGAAUGGCUGUGACAUAGCAGAGCUGAUGCUGGACUUCAUCGAUUGGCUGACUCAGCAGGACUUCGGCCGGCGCUGCAUCCUUAGCGUCAGAGACAUCCUGUCAUGGGUACACUUCCUCAACGUUGUGUGUGAGCGGGAUGAGGAUGGCUUCAUGACCAUGGGGGCGCUGGAAGACGAAGAAGAAGCAGAGUGGGACCUCAGACUGGACACUGUCACUGCCUUCAUCCAUGCAGCAUGUCUGAUCUACAUAGAUGGCAUUGGCUCUGGAACCACAGUGUCCAGUGCAGACAGCGCCCUCCAUGCUCGCCAGCUGUGCAUGAGCUUCCUGCAGCAGCGGCUGAGUAAGAUGACAAAGCUGGAUCAAGAGAUGCUGGACGCCCUGAGAGUCUAUGACAGCAGCCUGCCACGGAAACCAGAGUGUGGAGAGGACUUCUUUGGCAUUGACCCCUUCUACAUUGCUUUAGGGCCUCAGACUGAGAGUCGCUCCCUGACAGAUUAUGCCAUAGCAGCAGGCACUACUGCGAUGAACGCCCAGAGGCUUCUGCGGACGCUAAAGCUUCAGCGGCCUGUGCUGCUGGAGGGGGCUCCUGGUGUGGGAAAAACCAGCCUGGUGACAGCUCUGGCAAAGGCUUCUGGGAACCACCUGGUCCGAAUCAACCUGUCAGAGCAAACAGAUGUCACCGAUUUGUUUGGGACAGAUCUCCCAGUGGAGGGAGGCAAAGGAGGAGAAUUUGCAUGGCGUGAUGGCCCCCUUCUGGCUGCUUUGAAGGCUGGCCACUGGGUUGUCCUGGAUGAGCUGAACCUGGCCUCUCAGUCGGUGUUGGAGGGUCUGAACGCCUGCUUUGAUCACAGAGCAGAGAUCUAUAUCCCUGAGCUUGGCAUGAGCUUCCAGGUUCAGCACGAGAAGACCAAGAUCUUCGGCUGCCAGAAUCCCUUCACUCAAGGUGGUGGCCGUAAAGGACUGCCCAAGUCCUUCCUCAACAGAUUCACACAGGUUUAUGUUGACCAGCUCACCAGCAAAGAUAUGGAGUUCAUAGCAGACUCCAUUUUCCCCACCAUCGAUAAGGAAAUCCUUGCUAAAAUGGUGGACUUCAGUAACAGGCUUGUCCAGGAGGUGUCUGUGGAACGACGAUGGGGUCAGAAAGGAAGCCCCUGGGAGUUCAACCUGCGUGACAUGUUCAGGUGGUGUCAGCUGAUGCAGGCCGACCAGUCGCCGGGAUUUUUCAGUCCAGGCCAACAUGUGGCGUUGGUGUAUGCUGAUAGGAUGAGAACAGAGGCUGACAAGGCUCAGGUACUGUGUGUGUUCAGGAAGGUGUUUGGGGAAGACUUUGAGCCUUACACCGGCUCCAGACAGUUCCACAUCACUCCACUCAACCUGCAGGUGGGCUUUUCAGUCCUACAGCGCAGCGGUGGAGCCCCUGUGGCCCUGGACCCCCCACUGUCCAUCACGCACCAGGCCCUGCGGCCGCUGGAGUCCCUGAUGAAGUGCGUGGAGAUGGGCUGGAUGACAAUAUUGGUCGGCCCCACAGCCAGCGGAAAGACCAGCCUGGUGAGACUGCUGGCCCUGCUGACAGGACACCGCCUCAGAGUUAUGGCCAUGAACAGCUCCAUGGACACCACUGAGCUGCUGGGAGGCUUCGAACAGGUGGAUAUCAUGCGACCCUGGCAACAAGUGCUGGAAAGCGUGGACUACAUAGUUGCCAUGGUAAUAAGACGUGGCCUAAUGUCACUGGAUGUUGGCAUCCAGGACACCGAGUUCCUGCUGCAGACUUGGGGCCUGUUCUGCAACUGGCUGAAUGAGAAAGAGCUGCAGAAAGCUGGGGGAACGGUCGACUCUGAGGCUCUGAACAAGCUGGAGGUCAUCAUCCUCCUCCUGCAGAAACUCAACACCAAACUCAAAGUGUUCACUGACAUGUCCAAGCUGCAGAUGGACUUCACGCUGCUGAAGGAACGUCUGGCCCAGCUGGAGGAUGGCUGGACUAACGGGGGCUUUGAGUGGUUGGACGGUAUGCUCGUCCAGGCCCUGCAGGCUGGGGAUUGGCUGCUCAUGGACAAUGUUAACUUCUGCAGUGCCUCUGUCCUGGAUCGCCUCAACGCUCUGCUGGAGCCUGGUGGAUGCCUCACAAUCAACGAACGCGGCGUCAUAGACGGGAAGACGCCCCAAAUCACCCCACAUCCCAACUUCAGAUUGUUCCUGACCAUGGACCCCGUGCAUGGGGAGCUCUCCAGAGCCAUGAGGAACAGAGGGGUGGAGGUCUACAUCCCAGGGGAACAUGAGGGCGUCUGCUGGGACUCACUGGACCUGAAGACCCUGCUUCACACUGCUGGGGUGUCCGGGGACUGUGUGUGCGAUCUGCUGAUUGAAAUACAUAAAAGCAUCAAAUCUGCCAUCUGGGAUUCCCCUGCCUCGUCAUUGGCCUCUCUCCUGCAUGCGGGCACCCUGCUGUCCUGUCAGCUGCACAGAGGUGUGGAUAUACCCAGCGCCCUGCAGCACGCUUGUAGAGAGGCAUACUCCCUGUGCCAGCGCACCACUGCCAACCAAAAGCAAGCCCAGCAGGUGAUUGAGCAGCACUUGGCCAUCCUUGACACGGAGGACUGGGGCAGCGGGCUGCUGUGUGCCGGGGUUUGGCCUGACGGCUUCCCCUCCGCUCUCCUCUCCACAGAAGAUUCCUGCUUCUCCGCCGUUCUCCGAGACGGACAGGUUCUGGCAUUCUGCCUGAACACCCUCAGCCUGCAGGGCAAACGGAAUCUACCACUGAGCCUAAGUGACCUGCAGAGGGCGAUGCAGAACAGUGGUGUCCAUGAAAGCCUGGUGUUCUCUGAAGGUGUGGUGGAUCUGGAGGAAGGAGACGCUCUGAAGCUGAUACCCACAGCAGUGAGACUGGUCACAGAGAGAGCCUCUCAUGGGGACUGGAUCCUCCGCAGCAGCUGGCUCUCCCAUCUGGGAAAGAGCUACAAAUAUGCUCCUGAUGCCGCGCUCGUCCAGGUGGAGGCAGGAAAUCGGUCUCUGAAAGCUGUGUUCGCAUCCAAACUUGCUGCUAAGAGCAAGUCCCUCACAGAGCUGCUGCAGCCUCACAGCACAGAUGAAUACAGGAUUCUGGUGGACAUGCGCUGGAACAAACAAUAUCUGGACAUUUUAGCCAACAAGUGCAGCUUUGAGGAUGAGGAGAGAUACAUGGAGUUUUUGGAGGCACUGAACACCGUCGCUAACAGAAUCGUUCUGAUGAUGGACAGAGAGGAGAGGUCUGUCAUCUGCACCUGUGCUAUCAACCUGUCUGCGCAGAACUGUGCCCUGAGGAUAGCCACAGCCUUCAGUAAAGGAACUGUUGAUAUCGGUCACCUGCCUCAUCCAGUGCUGAUGCACCUCCAGGCGUUCUUCGACCUGUGGACCACCUUCACGCUGCAGGCUGUGCUGAGCGGACAGAACUACAUCUCAGACCACAUCACGUUUGAGAUCAUGCAGUUGCUGCAGUGGCUCGAUCGUUUCUGGGAUGUGUGCAGCACGAUGCCAGCCGACUCGCAGGGCAUCUCCGUGCUGUCUCUGCACUGGCAGUGGGUGCAGAAACACCUCAUCCUUCGGCUGCCGCAGCUGCUGCUGGGAGACACCGACCCCACAUUAGAAGGUCACCAGGAGCUGCAGGUGGUCUCCACAGCCAUCCAGACUGUCCUGUCUACCCCGGUGUCUGUGGCCACAGCAUUGAAAGGCAUCCAGAAAAAUCUGGGGAAAGCUCUGCCAUUCAAGUUGGAGUCAGUGGGUAAGUGUGCGUCUCGGCUGCAGCUCCUGAGUAAAGCCUUAGAUGUGAGUGAUCUGAGGCUGGAUGGCAACACUGGGCCUUGGAGAAACGAUCUGCUCCGACUUCAGGGUGCCGCGCUCCAACUGGACAUUAAAGAGAGUCUGCUGGAAGCCUGGGGCCUUGUUCUGCUGGCAAACAACCAGCUGGAUCCUCAGAAGUCUGGAGUGCUGGAGAGGUUGGUGUCCAGUGUCGAGCAGCAGCAGUGUCAAAUGACCUCCAGGGGUCUCUUAGAUUUCCGCUCCAUGUCUGACGAGGAGGAGCCAGAGGUCGGAAUCCAGUUGCCCAGAAAAGAGCUGCAGCAGCUCAGCCGCAGAGCCCAGCUCUGGCCCCUGAUGGAAGAACUGGCUGUGCUCAACCAGCUGCGACUCAGCACUGACCUGCUGCACCUGGCUCUCUCUCCUGGUGAUCAGGAGGCAGAAGACAGCAUACGCAGAGAACUCUCCAGGCAUCUUCGUUACUGCCUCCAGUCCACACCGAUGAAUGUCAGUCAGCUGCAGCCCCUCUGGUUCCUGCUCAGCAGUGACAGGCCGGCUGACGAGCUGCAGUUUGUGUGGUGUGACCUCUUGUCAGAGGCUCUGUCUGCCUUGUGGACCAGCUACGUGACCUCCAGCCCAGACCGCUGGUUGAAAUGGGACCCACUUAAUCCGGAGUCCAAGCCGGGUCCAAAGCUGCCCCAUGAUAAUAUGGGUCCAGCUUUGUUGAGCAAAGCAGUGUGGUCGCACUGCAUGUUGGGAGUGCUGAUGAGCAGUGAGACAAGAGAUCGUUGGGAGCCGUCGGCAGCCGUCCUGCUCUCCCUCUCCCAUGUCACCCUGGGGGAGUGGAAGGAGAGGAUCCAGCAGCUGCAGGAUGUGUCUGCAGUGUUGUGGGAAAAUAUGGCCAUCCCUGCACUUACAGAGUUCAGGGGCACCGACUUCAGACUGCAGGGCGUGGUCCUGCGUCGGCAGCUUCAGAGCAUGGCCGACCUGCUGCCUCCCAGUCUGCAGGAGGGCUACAUGGAGAGCUGCGAGAGCCUGGUGGAGGAUGCUGACCCCCUGAUAGCUGCCCAGGAGAUCCAGACUGUCUUCAGAGACUUCCUCCCCCCCAAUCUGCUCCCUGACAGCCUGUUGCAGUCCUGCAUCACCUGCUUGCAGCAGUACGUCCAAAGCAAGGUCCAAGGCACCAACUCGCUGGCCCGCGCUGGAGUGUUCUGGGUCAACAUGGGCCUGUUGCAGAUUAAAGUGUGGACACCACAGACCAUCUUUGACCCAGCUGUGAAGAGGGCCUACAAACUCAACUACGCUCAGCAAGAGCUGGCUCUGCUGCAGGAGGAGUGGAGAGGUCGCAGUCUGUCAUCUCAGCUGAUGACUGGAGCAGAGCUGGAGGAGAGUAGCACCACUGAUGGCUUCCAGCAUCCUCGGAUCAGGUACCUGUGGAUCCGUAUGCAGCAGGUGAAGGAUCAGAUAGCUGAGCUCUCCAGGAAACAGGCCUGUCGCCCUCAUGAGCCUCAGUAUGGUCGACUCUUCCAGGAGCUCCAGCACUACCUCUGCAGCAUCGGCCAGACCUCCAGAAUCGAGGACCUGCUGGCUCACCUGCUGAAGGCCCUUCAGGGCUCCUCCUCCAAAUCCAGGUCUUUUGUUCAGAGUCUGCUAAAGGAGGAGGCUGUGUGGCAGAACUCCCAGAAGCGCUUCUCCCAGAGGCUGCCCGAGGAAUACCCCUUGUACCCUGACGUGGUCGGGCCAGUGCGGACUGGCAUCCUCCAGCUCCGGCACGGCAUGAGGCUGGUGGCCUCCCAGGUGGCUGCCUCGCUCACGCCUGUGCCAGGUCUGCACAAGCUGGUGUCCUGCCUGCUGGCCUUCCCCUCCCUGUCCUCCAGUCUUCCCUCUUACCUGGCCCGGGCUGACUUCCUCUGCUCCAACACUUGUAUGGAUGUUCUGCGCUGCCUGGGGAAGCUCCUGCCCCAACAGGACCCCGAGCAUGUGGUCCCCAAGUCCUUAACGAUGCUUCUGCAUGCUCUGCUGCUCGUGCAGUGCCAUACCCUGUCCACAGGAGAGUUCAGCUCCAAGGCACACAGCCUCUUCAGACACAUCUGCCAGGCUAUGGUGAACGAGUGGGACGACCAGGAGAGACAGAAGAGAGAGAGAGAGCAGCUGGAGGCCAGUCUGUACCGCAACCGCUCUCGACUGCACGGCUCAGGACUGACUGAGGAGGAGCAGGAGGAGAGGGACUUCAGACACCAGUUCCCACAGUUCAACAAGGAUUUUGCAGACAUCAUAUCCCAGCCAACCCUGGAGGGCCCAACAGACUCUGAGAUUGCCGAAGAGGAGGAGAGAGACCAGGAGGAGUCAAUUGAGAGCGCCUCCCUGUCUCUGGCUGCCAUGAACAUGGUGGUCCAGGUCCACCAGCGGCUGUGUCUGGGAUACGCCCGAUCUCUGUGGUAUCAGAGCACAGUAACAGCCAAUCACAGCAAAGAAUCCAUCAAAGUUCUGGUAUCCUCCUACCAGAUCGCUGCCCCUGUGAUGUCACGCUUCUAUCAUCUGAUGGAUGCUGAACUGGACCAGCAGUUGACAGGAAGUGAGCUGCUGCUCUCUGCCCUCCUCCAGAACACGGUGCAGGGCUCAGGGGGUCCCGAUGGUCUGAUCGUCGCCUCAGAUGGACCCUAUGACUUUUAUCAGCAGCCCAACAUGAGCGAGGCCGGCCAGUGUCUCCCUGUUCUGGAGCAGCUGAGUGUGGCAGUGAAGCAGAGACUGGAAGACUGGCCAGACCACCCCGCACUCGUACAGCUGAUUGUGGUGGUGGAGAGGAUCAUGAUUUUCAGUCUGGCCAGUCCACUCGCCAAAUUCCUUAACGGUCUGGAGAUUCUGCUCAGUAAAGCACAGGACUGGGAGAAUAACGCCAGCCGUUUGGUCUCUCUGCGGAAAGAACUGGAACCAGUCACCCAGCUCAUUAUCCAGUGGCGCAAACUGGAGCUCAAUUGUUGGUCGAGCAGUCUGGACAACGCAAUGAAGCGGCACAAUGAGAAAUCAACCAAGCACUGGUUCUCUAUAUACCAGCUGGUGGAGAGGUAUCUGGAGGAACAGAAGAACGAGGCUAAUAAAGGUGAGGAGGUGGAGCGCCUCUCCCUGUCCUCGAUGUCCUCCACUCUCCAGGCCUUCAUGGAGGGCUCCACCCUGGGAGAGUUCCACACCCGUCUGACCAUGCUGCUCAGCUUCCACUGCCACCUCCUUCUGGUCCCCAACCAGCCUGGACAAGAGUCUUUGUCCAGUCUUCUGUGGAACCUGCAUAAAUACUACAGUCAGUUCUCUGACUGCAUCCAGACCAAAGUCAGUCAACUCAGGCAGCCCAUCGAGAAGGAGCUCAAGGACUUUGUCAAGAUCUCCAAGUGGAACGAUGUCAGCUUUUGGUCCAUCAAAGUGUCAGUGGAGAAGACACACCGGACUCUCUUCAAGUUUGUCAGGAAGUAUGGGGAGGCUCUGAGUGGUCCAAGUGCUCCUGCUCUGGUGGAACAGGGAACCAGCGCAAGCUUAGACAGUGUAGACACCAACCCUGAGGAAACCCCCAUCCAUCGUGUUCACAAGGCUCUGAAGAGCACUCUGCCUGGGAAGGGCAGAGAUCUGCAGGAUGAGGAGCCGAAGGAAGGAGUUGAAGCUUCAUCUCUACAGGGACGUCUGCCUGUUCUCACCAGGAAGAUGAAGAAACUAUGUAACCAGCAUGUGAAGAAAAACCCAGUACCUGAACUAGCUGAAGACCUGGACUUCUUCACAGGCGAGGUCAUCAGCAACCUGCGAGACUUGCAAAGUCUCACCAUCAACAUGUCGGCAGAGAAGGAGAAACAGAAGUCUGAGGUCAAGCACAUCCUUCAACAGAAACAGAGAGCUCUGUCUGACCUGUUCAAGAUGCUCGCAGAUAUCGGUCUCUCGUACCGUAAAGGCCUGGUAUGGAACAGGACAGUUGACCCAGAGAAAACACUCUGUAUGCAGCCGCUGGAGAUGAGCACUGCUCUUUCUGCUAACAGCACCCAGGAGCAGGCUGAGAACACGUUAUUCACAGAGCUGUUGGCAGCGUGGGAUGGAUGUCAGAAGUACUUCUAUCGUUCAUGGGCCAGGAAAACGGUCAUGCUGACUGCUCUUCAGCAACCGGCAAAGGAGCUGGGUCUGGGAAACAUCGAGCGCUGCAGAGGCUUCACCUCUCACAUGUUCAAGCUGCUUCUCAGACAGAGGCGACGUCUGGCCACACUCACAGAGCAGUGGGUCCAUCUCAGGAGGCUGACUAACAGUAUACAGGACAUCAAGACCCACCUCCAGAGCCAGAAUAAGGACCCAGGCUGCACCAUCCCGCCCCAGGCCUCUCUCCAGGGCUGGGUCAGCAGAGGCCAGGAGCUGGCUGCUCAGUGCACCAUGCUCCUCCAGCAGCUGGCCUGGCUGCUACAGUGCUGCCCUGAGGACCUUCAGCAGAAAGAGGAGACGAGCAGCUGGGGGCAGCAAACCCUAAGGUGCCCGUCCCCGCUGGCUGUACACCGCCAGCCUCCCGGCUGUCUGAUGAGGAGGGGAGACGCCACGUGGUGCCAGCUACACCAGCACGUGACCGCAAUGAUGAAGCAGAGCGAGAGCCUGAAGGUGGAGCUGGACACUGUGGCCAAGCAGAACUCUGAGAGAGUACUCCACACAUGGGACCACUUUGUAAUGUGCUGUUCAAGCUUCGACCAGCUGGGGGCUGUAGCGGCUCAGAUGCCUAGCGUGGAGCAGCUCUUCACUCCGGCCACGUGCGUCGGGAGCGCAGAGAGUCAGCCAGCCAUCACCACGAGCCUGCAGUAUGUCAGAGCCGAGGUGGAGACAAACAUCACUGAGUUCACCACCUGGAAGACUCAGCUGCUCUCCCUGGGACCCCAGCACCCGGAUCUCCAGUCUGCCUUCAGUACUGAGUACUCUGCUGAGCUGGAGACAAACAUCAACACGGUGCUGUGCGCUGUCCAGGCACUUGUGAAGAGGAGGGAGAAAGAGACACAGAAAGAGCAACAGAAAGAGCAGCAAGGAGACGACAAGAAGGAUGUUUCAGAGGGAGCUGAGAAGCAGGAGGAGGAAGAGCCUGUGGAGGACCUGCUGAAGCCCGGUCACCUGGCCCGUCUCAUGGAGGAGGAGCUGGAAGCCGAGGUGGAGACUCUGUGUGUGGGAGACGUUAACGUCAGACUGGAGAAGCUGCUCGGCACGCUGAGAACACACAGAGACGCCUGUCAACCUCCACAGCUCCAGGAGGUGAACAGGGCGUGCAGCAUGCUGGUGCGUCUGGAGCCUCUGCUGGGGAUUUACUCCGACCUGGUGCGAUACUACGUGGCUGUGUCCCUGGGAGCACACAGGAGCACGGGCAAACUGCUGACUGUACUGGCCAGCAUCUUCACGGAGCUUGCCCAGAAGGGUUUCUGCCUGCCCGAAGAGCUGAUGGCCGGUGGAGAUGGAGAAGGUGCCACAGAGUUCCACGACUACGAGGGUGGUGGUAUUGGAGAGGGAGAGGGCACCAAAGACGUCAGUGACAAGAUUGAGAAUGAAGAUCAGGUGGAGGACACACUUCAGGAGGGCCAGGAGAAGGAAGAACAACAGGAUAAAGAGAAAAUCAAGGCGGAAGAUAACGCUAUUGAAAUGUCAGAGGACUUCGAUGGCCAGAUGCAUGAUGGGGAUGAGAACGAACCAGGUGAAGAUGAAGACUCUGAUAAAGAGGACCAGGAUGAGCUGGACAAAAAGAUGGGGAACCUGGGUGAAGGCGAGACUGACACUCUGGAUGAGAGGAUGUGGGGAGAUGAUGAGGAUGAUGAGGAGGAGGAAGAGGAAAGUGACCAGGAGGAAGAGUCUGGCCAGGGCAUGGACCAGGGUGAAUCCGAGCUGGUUGCCAAAGACGACAACUUGGACGCUGAAGAGCCAAACAAGGACAAGAAAAACCAGGAUAAAGAUGAACAGAUGGUUGAGGAUGAGAAAGAAAAGAUCCACGAGCAAGGAGAUGAGAGGGAGUUUGAUGAGAAUGAAGUGGAUCCGUACCACGGUCAGCAGGACAAGAGGCCUGAGGCUGAGGCCAUGGAUCUGCCCGAGGAUCUCAAUCUGGACCAGGAUGAAGAACCUGGAGAUGAUGGAGAGGGCGAGGGUGACGAAGAGAAUCCCUUAGACAUCGAUGAAAAAGCCAUGGACCUGGAUGAGAAGGAGGAUGGAGGGAAAGAUGGAGGAGAGGAUGAAGGAGCAGAAGCGAUGGAGGAGGAACAGACAGACCUACCAGGAGAGGAGAAAGAGAAGGAGCAAGAGCCCAAGACUGAAGAGGAGGAGGGAGAAGGGGAGAAAAAAGGAGUUGACGAGGUGUCUGCUGCACAAGAUGAAGAGGAGGAGGAGAAGGAGAAGAGUGGACAAGAGGCAGGAAAAGAUGAAGAUAAGACUGUUCCCGACGACAAAGGAAACAAACCAAAAGAUGAAGAGGAGGAGGGUGGGGAUGAGGAGCAGCCAGAGUCAGCAGAGAGGAAGGAGCAUGACCGAGACGGUCAGACUGGAGAGGAGAACGUCCAGAGUGACCAGGCUGUGGAGCUGGGAGGAGAGGCGUCGGAGAAAGACCAAGCUAAAGAGGAACAUGGGAGCGGAGCAGCUGAUGCCAGCCAAGCAGAUGGUCACCAGUCAAAGCUGACGGCUAGAAUGGCUGCACAGACACAGACUCAGAGCAAGACUCAGAGCUUCAAGAGAAAGCCUGGUCAUGCAGACAACGAGCGAUCGACAGGUGACUACAACGAGCAAAUAAACAAGCGCCUGCGUACAGUGGAGAGCAGCAAGGACAGAAGUGCAGACAACAGGCCGAGCGACGCCCAGCAGGAUUCUGAGCUGUACGAGCACAUCAAACAGGGAGAGACGGCCUACGACACGCAGACAUACGAUGUGGCGAGUGCAGACCAGCAGAAAGCAGCAGGGCCUCAGCAGGACCAGGAUCAGAAGGAUGAGGAUGUUGCCAUGGAAACAGAGGACCAGGACGAGGACCUCAAGGCUGCUGAUGUCAAGGAGCUGAAGCCUGAGCAGCUGGAUUCAACCAAGGCCUCCCAGAAAGGUGUAGACAGUGGGGAGAUGGACGUGCAGAGGCAGGGAGAGGAGGAGGAGGACCAGGACAGAUGGAAGGACCGACAGCGUCUCGCAGAAGAGAAGCGAGCAGAGAGAAGCACAGAAUCCACAAUUCACACGAUUCCUGAGCUGCUAAUGGACACCAUGGAGAAAGCAGAGAGAGACCCAGAGGAGAUCAGGAGGGAGAUGGAGCUGCAGCUGGAGGGCUGGCACAAACUGGCUCCAGGAGCUCAGGAGGAGGAGAGUGCAGCUGCUUCCAUGUGGCAUCAGUACCAGACUCUGACCUCCGCUCUGUCCCAGCAGCUGUGUGAGCAGCUCCGCCUCAUCCUGGAGCCCACACAGGCCGCCAAGCUCAAAGGAGAUUACCGCACAGGGAAGCGUCUGAACAUGAGGAAGGUCAUCCCCUACAUCGCCAGUCAGUUCCGCAAAGACAAGAUCUGGCUGAGGAGGACCAAGCCCAGUAAGAGGGAGUACCACGUCUGUCUGGCUGUGGAUGACUCCUCCAGUAUGGUGGACAACCACUCCAAACAGCUGGCGUUUGAAUCCCUGUCAGUGAUCAUCAACGCUCUCACUCUACUGGAGGUCGGACAGGUGUCUGUGUGCAGCUUUGGCGAGCAGGUGCAGCUGCUCCACCCCUUCCAGCAGCAGUUCAAUGACGAGUCCGGGGCUCGGAUCCUCCGACUGUGUCAGUUCCAGCAGAAGAAGACCAGAAUAGCUCAGUUUAUGGAGACUUCCACCAAAAUGUUUCUCGCAGCUCGGCAGCAGAUUCCAGGAUCUGUGAACUCAGACACGGCCCAGCUGCUGGUCAUCGUCUCUGACGGCAGGGGCCUCUUCCUGGAGGGGAAGGAGCGGGUGACGGCAGCAGUGCGAGCAGCUCGCAGCGCAAAUGUGUUUGUCAUCUUCGUGGUUCUCGACAACCCCAACUCACGGGACUCCAUCCUCGACAUCAAGGUCCCCAUAUUCAAAGGGCCGGGGGAACUCCCAGAGAUCCGCACCUACAUGGAGGAGUUCCCCUUCCCCUUCUACGUCAUCCUGCGAGACGUCAACGCCCUGCCAGAGACGCUGAGCGACGCUCUCAGGCAGUGGUUUGAACUCGUCACGGCAGCCGACCAAUGAGAAGCCAUCUUUCACACAAAGGGAGAAGUGUGUGGUGACCCACUGCACAACGCCCCUCUGCUGCUAAGCUUCUCAGCCAGAACUAAAAAUCAACAGAACAAAAAAAAUAAAACAGAAGACGGAUUUACCGCUGUACAUGUGCCUUUAUUUUCUUAUUUUUACUGUAGAUUUUAGUAGAGUUUAAUAGCAACCUUUGCUGUUUUAUCUUUGUUAUCAGAAGAAUUGUGUUUCUUUUGUAAUGUAACGAGGAUUGCUUUAACUUGCACGUCUCAGAUGAAACGAUAGAAGUAAAAUUGUGAUUUCAUUGCGUGUGAACCACCUCAGUGAAGGGUCAGUAAAUACCUCUGUCCACCUUGUACAAUUCCCCCAGACCAUGUGUUUGUUUGUGUGGACGGGACAGUCAGUGCUGCAGAGAUCAUCCAGUCAUUCAUCUGUGAACACGACACACGUGCAGAGCUGUGCUUUGUGUAAAAGGACGUCACGACCUACAGUAGCAUGUCGUCGUGGUCGUGACGCUCGGAGGAACUCCUACAUGUGCCUUGGAGAGGAGAACAGUGUUGCAUCUCCCUCCACAGCUGGAUCAGCUGCUGGUUGAGGAGUCGGAGGCACAGACACAGCUCUGUCCCGGAUUUUUUAGAAACUCCGAUCUCAUACACUUUGAAGCACAACGACGGUCCCGCAGAUUCCAGUUUUGAGUGAAUGCCCCAGGAUUAACCAGCGUUUGUGGUUUGAAGACGACACAUCUGCUGAGUGACGGCUCAUCAACGUGUCUGUUAGCAGUAGAUGAAAUGUGCAUUGAAAUGUUUAUCAUCACCUCUGUGUUUCGUAGCGUACAUGUAAGUGUCAGCAGACACUGGCCAUCUGUUAAAUCAUGACACGAAUGAUCCUGACAAUAAACUGUUUAAAAAGCA
This is a messenger RNA of Limanda limanda (common dab), 17670 nucleotides long. RefSeq names its product midasin AAA ATPase 1 (gene mdn1). The record is from RefSeq and is a predicted model, not a curated record. Gene Ontology annotation, cellular component: preribosome, large subunit precursor; nucleus. Gene Ontology annotation, biological process: rRNA processing; ribosomal large subunit assembly. The transcript has 102 exons. NCBI's taxonomy places the organism in Eukaryota, Metazoa, Chordata, Actinopteri, Pleuronectiformes, Pleuronectidae. Gene Ontology annotation, molecular function: ATP binding; ATP hydrolysis activity. Bases 158 to 16759 code for a protein of 5533 amino acids.